AUGGGACAGAGUAUCCCAUCAGUAGCACAAGUGUCAAUGGGACAAACUAACCCAUCAGUAGCACAAGUGUCAAUGGAACAAAGUAACCCAACAGUAGCACAAGUGUCAAUGGGACAGAGUAUCCCAUCAGUAGCACAAGUGUCAAUGGGACAAAGUAUCCCAUCAGUAGCACAAGUGUCAAUGGGACAGAGUAUCCUAUCAGUAGCACAAGUGUCAAUGGGACAAAGUAACCCAACAGUAGCACAAGUGUCAAUGGGACAAAGUAUCCCAUCAGUAGCACAAGUGCCAAUGGGACGCAGUAACCAAACAGUAGCACAAGUGUCAAUGGGACAAUGUAACCCAUCAGUAGCACAAGUGUCAAUGGGACAAAGUAACCCAACAGUAGCACAAGUGUCAAUGGGACAAAGUAACCAAACAGUAGCACAAGUGUCAAUGGGACAAAGUAACCCAACAGUAGCACAAGUGUCAAUGGGACACAGUAACCCAUCAGUAGCACAAGUGCCAAUGGGACACAGUAACCCAUCAGUAGCACAAGUGUCAAUGGGACAAAGUAACCCAACAGUAGCACAAGUGUCAAUGGGACAAAGUAUCCCAACAGUAGCACAAGUGUCAAUGGGACAAUGUAACCCAACAGUAGCACAAGUGUCAAUGGGACAAAGUAACCCAUCAGUAGCACAAGUGUCAAUGGGACAAAGUAUCCCAUCAGAAGCACAAGUGCCAAUGGGACACAGUAACCCAUCAGUAGCACAAGUGUCAAUGGGACAAUGUAACCCAACAGUAGCACAAGUGUCAAUGGGACACAGUAUCCCAACAGUAGCACAAGUGCCAAUGGGACACAGUAUCCCAACAGUAGCAUUAAGUGCCAAUGGGACACAGUAA
Messenger RNA from Haliotis rubra (blacklip abalone), 879 nucleotides. RefSeq names its product sialidase-like. The transcript has a single exon. Bases 1 to 879 code for a protein of 292 amino acids. Lineage: Eukaryota; Metazoa; Mollusca; Gastropoda; Lepetellida; Haliotidae. The record is from RefSeq and is a predicted model, not a curated record.